AUGGACGCCAAGAUUCAUCCCGCUAUGGCAGUCACGAACAUCAAAAACAUGAUUUCUUUCACUCUUGAAGAUGAAUCCUCGCACUACUCUACCUGGAAAGCCCUCUUUGAGGUGCUCUGUCGUGCCUAUCAGGUUUAUGAACAUCUGCAGCCCCGCCCCGUCGAUACUGCUCCUUCUGGCUCGUCGUCCGCUGCUGACAAAGCUGCCAAGGCUGAGGCCGAUGCUCUAUGGGCACGCCUUAACGCCUUGGUUUUACAGUGGAUUUACGGUUCCAUAUCCACACCUCUUCUUCAUAUUAUUCUGGUUCCGGGUCAGACCGCUCAUGAAGCAUGGCUCGCUAUCGCCAAUCACUUCAAUGACAACAAAAGUGCGCGUCAGAUCCAUCUUCAACAACAAUUCUCUAAUAUACAUCUUGAAGCUUUUCCGAAUAUGGCCGCGUAUUGCCAACAGGUCAAGAAUCUCGCUGAUCAAUUAAAGAAUGUUGGGGCACCAGUUGACAAUUAA
Molecule: messenger RNA, 504 nt
Organism: Helianthus annuus (common sunflower)
Lineage: Eukaryota; Viridiplantae; Streptophyta; Magnoliopsida; Asterales; Asteraceae
Exons: 1
Coding region: 1-504 (167 amino acids)
Source: RefSeq, a predicted model, not a curated record